Messenger RNA from Maudiozyma barnettii, 726 nucleotides. RefSeq names its product 5'-deoxynucleotidase (gene YGK1). Gene Ontology annotation, cellular component: cytoplasm. NCBI's taxonomy places the organism in Eukaryota, Fungi, Ascomycota, Saccharomycetes, Saccharomycetales, Saccharomycetaceae. The transcript has a single exon. Gene Ontology annotation, molecular function: 5'-deoxynucleotidase activity. The coding region runs from base 1 to 726 and encodes 241 amino acids. The record is from RefSeq and is a predicted model, not a curated record.
AUGAAAAAUAAAAUCAUUUCAGCAAGUUACAAUGUUACUAAACAGCUCAUCACAAGCCACAUUACACGUAUAUAUUCAACCACUAUGACUGCCUGGAACCCCAAGGAACAUGUACAUCAGGAGAUUAAGGAUCUCAUUGAUAGGAAAUCACCUAAUUAUACCUUAGCAUUAUUCGAUAUCAUUCACAAGUUGAAAUUACAAAGACGUACAGGAUGGAUCAACAACGGGAUCGAGAAUCCUGAAUCUAUAUCCGAUCAUAUGUAUAGAAUGAGUAUAAUGUCUUGGAUUCUAAGAAGUAAUGAAAUUAGUCCUGCACGUUGUAUGAAAAUUUCUCUGGCUCACGAUAUGGCAGAGUCCAUAGUAGGUGAUAUAACUCCAUUCGAUGUAAAGAUUGAUAAGAACGAAAAACAUUUAAGAGAAUUAUCGACAAUAGAGUAUCUGUGCAAUGAACUUAUUAAACCAUAUAAUCCAAUUGCAGCCCAGGAUAUAUUGGCAGCAUGGCAUGAGUAUGAAGAUCAAACCACUAUUGAGGCUAAAUAUGUAAAGGAUCUAGAUAAAUUUGAAAUGUUGGUACAAUGUUUCGAAUACGAAAAAAUAUACAAGGGAAAGAAAGAUUUAUCUCAAUUUUACGGUUGUCUUAAUGAGAUUACCACCGAUGAAGUUUCUCAAUGGGCUAAAGAUUUAAUGCAAGAGAGAAAACAAUAUUUUGAGAGUUUAAAAAUUUGA